Helicoverpa zea (corn earworm) is the source of this 1605-nucleotide messenger RNA. RefSeq names its product serine protease snake-like. Gene Ontology annotation, biological process: proteolysis. The transcript has 10 exons. Gene Ontology annotation, molecular function: serine-type endopeptidase activity. The coding region runs from base 1 to 1227 and encodes 408 amino acids. The record is from RefSeq and is a predicted model, not a curated record. Lineage: Eukaryota; Metazoa; Arthropoda; Insecta; Lepidoptera; Noctuidae.
AUGUUAUGGCGGAUUGUCGUGUUUUAUAUAAUAAUGAUAUAUUAUUUAUUAAUAUUGUCGUGUCUGUGCUGUGUUUGUGUGAACAGCCAUUUAGAAUUGGACGAAGGUUCUGAAUGCAUAUCGAAUACAACCAGGAAGGGACAAAACGGUCGAUGUGUUAAUGUACAUAGAUGUCUGGGCUAUCUCAUAGACAAAAGGCAAAAUAAACAAUCACCGAUAUGUUCGUAUCAAGGCGAGACGCCGAUAAUAUGCUGUACCGAUUGCAACCUGGUUGAGGACAUGAGGAAAAUGAUAAUAAAUGAGCAAUUGGGUUUUCUCUACAUCACUGGAAAUAAAGCUGAAGACGCUUGCACAAAGUUUAAAAACGAAGUGGAUUAUGACUGCAAACACAAAAAAGGAGAGUGGUGGUAUAAUCAGCUUAAUAGAUACUAUCGAAAACGCAGUGCAUGUUGGAAUGUGGUUUUAGAUGUCUUCGUGCAAAGACCCGCCAUCCUCGGUAAAGAGGCUGAAAGAUACCAGUAUACGCAUAUGGCUCUGCUCGGGUAUGGCACAGACAUGGACUCAGCUCUCUGGCUCUGCGGAGGCUCUGUGAUCAGUGAGCGCUACAUCCUCACGGCUGCCCACUGCAUGUCACAGCCCAGCGUAGGGCCCGUGAAGUACAUCGCGCUCGGCAUCCUCCGACGCUCCGACCCUCUGGACAAGUGGCAGAGGUACAAAGUGAGGAGGGUGGUACCUCACCCGGAGUAUAAGUCGCCUUCCAAGUACCACGACAUCGCGCUGCUCGAGACUGAUACUGAGAUUUCAUUCAACAAUGCUGUGCAUCCAGCGUGUCUACACACGAAGGGAGAGGCUGAUGACGUUCUGACGUUCACCGGGUGGGGUGCCCUGGGUCACAGACAGCCGCUAGCUGAUACAUUACAAACUCUGAACAUCUCAAGGUUCAGCGAAGAAGAAUGUAUGCAGCACUACCCCCCACACAGACAUCUACUGCAAGGAUACAAUCACACCACACAGAUGUGCUACGGAGACAGAGUGACCGUGGCUGAUUCCUGCGAGGGUGACAGCGGUGGACCACUUCAGUCAAAAACUCUAGACGAGCAUCGCUGCGUGACGACCGUGGUCGGAGUGACGUCAGCCGGAAAGCAGUGCGGCAUCACUGCUGGCUCCGGACUGUACACCAGGGUCAUACACUACGUGCCCUGGAUCGAGAGCGUCGUCUGGCCUUGAAGAGCAACGCCUGGGAAGACUGAAGCCUUAUCAUUAGAGCAAACUACAUUAUCAAAUAAAAUUAGCACUAACUGUGUAGCUAUCCAAAAGUGAAAUAUUUCCUCAAAUCGUUUCAGCAGCAUCGGAGCUUUUAGGGUACAAACUAACAAACAAAUGUUUGAUCUUUAUUACAUGACUAGCUGUUCCAACAAGAAUCGUUUAAACUUUCCCUAGAUCUCUACAAACAUUUUAAAACCAAAAUAAACCAAAUUGGUUUAGCUUUUCCCGAAUUUUAGAGGGACUAACGAACAGCAAUGCAUUUUUAUAUAUAAAAUACUAGCGACCCACUCCGACUUCGCACGGGAUAACAGUAUUUCCCCACUAUUUCAUGUAUGUUAU